AUGUGUCCGAUGGCGUUUGGUAACCGACGAUUUCACUAUGACAUCGGAUUUGAGCUAAGGUCAAUCCUAUCACAAGCUUGUUUUCUUGACUGUCCUCGUCUUGCACAUCCGGUUUCUCCGCAAGACGAGAUCUCACUGUCUGAAUAUGGAGGCGCUGAAGGUGGAGCAAAAUAUGAUUGCCCCGACAAUUGCUCCUUUUCUAAAUGUCAUAGAGAAAAUGCUGAAAGUAAAGUGAAAGGCUAUAUAAUUGUAAAAAGUGGUCGAAUGCUUGUCUUGAUAGGAGAAUUUUUCCCUGAUAGAAUACAAGCACAGUUCGCUGUGGAAAAUGAGCAGCAUCAGGUUGUGGGUCAUAAGUCUUCGACAGAUCCCUGUCCCCCUGUUCAUCGUGCAAAAUGCAAUUCGACAGCGCGCACUCUAAUGGUAAUUUAUGCUUCCCAUGUGCUAGCACACAGUCGCAAAAGCGCGUCCUCUCGACGAAAUACUAUUGAGAGAGCUUUUCAUUCGCAGCUUAGCCAAGACAGCAAGGAACCAAAGCCGUUAUGGCUUGAAGUGAGCGUAGUGGAGCACCGCGAGCCCGUUUCUAGAGGGGAUGCUAUCAAAAGAGCUCUCAAAUCACACGAAAACCCUCUGGAAGACGCAUCCAUGACCAGGAAUCCCGAGCACCUUCGCGUGCUGCCCAAGGGAGCCCCGUUCGUGCACAAUUUCGAUCCGACGCUGCAUAUUUACUACAGCAGUGCAGCAAUACAG
Messenger RNA from Cylicostephanus goldi, 747 nucleotides. Lineage: Eukaryota; Metazoa; Nematoda; Chromadorea; Rhabditida; Strongylidae. The record is from the annotation of a GenBank genome assembly.